Opisthorchis viverrini is the source of this 1112-nucleotide messenger RNA. RefSeq lists its product as hypothetical. The record is from RefSeq and is a predicted model, not a curated record. Gene Ontology annotation, cellular component: U2-type post-spliceosomal complex; U4/U6 x U5 tri-snRNP complex; U5 snRNP. Bases 1 to 963 code for a protein of 320 amino acids. NCBI's taxonomy places the organism in Eukaryota, Metazoa, Platyhelminthes, Trematoda, Opisthorchiida, Opisthorchiidae. Gene Ontology annotation, biological process: generation of catalytic spliceosome for second transesterification step; RNA splicing. The transcript is spliced from 6 exons.
AUGGAACUUCUUAAAGCAGAAAUCGCCAAAAAGCGUAACUACUUGGAGAGCAGCAAACUUCUUGGUGAAACCAAGUACUUCAAACGCUCUGCGUUGCGGGAAAAAGAAGAAGAAGAAUACUGGACCAAAUCUAAACGUGUAAAAGAGCAAUCUGAGGAUCAGAAUGAAUCUAACGUUUUUGAUAAGAAUGAAGAGGAUGAUUUGUUGCUAAAGAAAUUUGAAGAGCGGAGUCGAGAGGAGCGCGAGAAAGGGCAGUUGAUGCCGAGAAAAGAGGUCGUCCGGUUAUUACGAGAAAGGAACCAACCAAUACGUCUAUUUGGGGAGAGUGACUAUGAUACUUUCCAGCGCCUGAAGCGUUUGCAACUCUUGGAACCGGAGUCAAAGGGAAUGAGGAAUGACCUAAUUGCUGCGCUAGAUAAGGUCGAUGAUGCUGAGGAUGAAGAAUUUUACUCAUCUGGUCGUGGACGUGUGGCUGAUGGUGCACAUCCUGCAGAAGUCUCCUCAUUGGAUGUGAAAACCAAAGACGGAGGAAUCAGUGAGGAAGAAUUCGAUAAGAUGAAAAUGGAUCUCGCGCGUUAUGUCGUUUAUCGUGAAGGUACAGCAACAGAUGAUGCUACUUCGACGGUUGUGGCCAUAAGCAAAUUGACUCCCGUGACUAUCACAACAGAAAUGGAGCCAAACUUUCGUGACAAAGUCACCACUCAUGUGCUAAGUUAUUUGAAGGCCAACGACGCCUACCUUGAGUUGGCUAUCGGCAAUGCCCCGUGGCCACUCGGCGUAACGAACCAUGGCAUUCACUCUCGUACUGCACAAGAAAAGAUCCACGCAAAGAACGUUGCUCACGUACUAAACGACGAAACCCAACGAAAAUACAUCCAGGCAAUCAAGCGACUCAUGACCCAAUGCCAGAAGUUUUAUCCAUCGGAUCCGUCAAAAAGUGUAAACUACAUGGGCACCUGUUGACCCCGUGAACUGCGGCUACUGCACUGUAAAUUGGCUGUAUAUUACUUCUUUUCCAGUACCCCGAACUCUGAUUCAAGUAUAUUUACUCGUUUGCACUGGCACUUCGUCAGGAGAAAGGCUGUUUUCCUCCACUAACAUUAUAUUACUUU